Messenger RNA from Geodia barretti, 636 nucleotides. The record is from the annotation of a GenBank genome assembly. NCBI's taxonomy places the organism in Eukaryota, Metazoa, Porifera, Demospongiae, Tetractinellida, Geodiidae.
AUGCUUGAGUCGGGAAUUCGAUGCUAUGGUCACUGGACCCGUGAACAAGGAAAUCAUCGCACGCUCAGGAUCCCGUUCAUGGGACAUACCGAAUACCUUGCCGAACUGACCGGCUCAAAAUGUCCGGUAAUGCUUUUGACUGACGGAGAGCUUCGAGUCGCAUUGGUCACGACUCAUAUCCCUUUAAACCAAGUAGCCGAAGCCGUUACCUGCGAAAGAGUCACUGCAGUCGCCACAGUAUUGCACAAUGAUCUUCGCAGCCGAUUGGAUAUCGCGUCUCCACGCAUCGGAGUUUGUGGGCUAAAUCCGCAUGCCGGUGAAGGAGGAGUGCUUGGAGAUGAAGAAAUUGAGAAAAUAAUUCCGGCCAUCGAAAUGCUUCAAAAGCAAGGAAUUAAAUGCAGUCGGACCUCUACCUGCAGAUACGAUAUUCGUUCAGAAUCAACUAGAAAAAUUCGAUGCCAUUCUAUCGAUGUACCACGAUCAGGGAUUGCCGGUGGUCAAAUAUGCAGGAUUCGGAGAAGUGGUGAAUGUCACACUCGGACUGCCCAUUAUUCGUACCUCAGUCGACCACGGAACUGCUUACGGAAUUGCCGGUACUGGCAGUGCCGAAAUCAACAGCCUGUUAAGCGCUGUUGA